UUAUCAUUUUCAGUCUAAAAAAAUCGACGACACCGUUAGCACUUAGUUACACGUCAAAACUAUAAUGAUCUUAAUUUAGUUUUCGGUGUUGCGGUAUGGCUUUAAGUAAAUUAAUUUUGUUGUUUAUAACCGGUACCAUAUUGAAAACGUCUGCCGAAGGACAAUAUAAAAUAGGUGCCAUAUUUCAUGAAGAUAAUCGCGAGGCUGAGGUAGCGUUUCGCAAUGCAAUUAUACGAGAAAAUGUGUACAACACGAACAAACGGAUUGAAUUCAUACCAAUAGUAAAAUUGGUCGAGCGAGACGACAGUUUGAAGGCGAAGAAAAUUGCUUGUGAUUUAAUAUCUGAAGGUGUAAUUGCAAUAUUUGGGCCUAGUUCAUCUCAGACAACAAAAAUCGUCGGCUCAAUCUGUAAUGAGUUCGGUGUGCCACAUAUUCUAGCGAAUUGGCUGCCAGAGGAUGAAGUGGAUAUUUCCGAAAAUCAUCGAUACACCCGUAACUUUUUCCCUGAAAAUAAUUUCUAUGCCAAGGCACUAUCGCAGAUCAUCGUUGACUAUGAAUGGAAGGAAUUUACAUUGAUCUACGAAACUGCUGACUCGUUGGAGCGUCUGGUGGAAAUAUUACAAAUGCACGAUCCCCAGGACAGUCCAAUAACGAUUCGUCAGUUACCUCCCGAUACGGAUGAUUAUAUGCCGUUCCUAAAAGAAAUUAAGGCUUCAACCGAAAAGCGAAUGAUUAUUGACUGUUCACCGGAGAAAGUUACGGAACUGCUGAAGCAAGCAAUUAUCGUAAAUAUGACGAAAGAUUACCAGAGUUACAUAAUCACGUCUCUCGACUCGCAUAUGCUGGACUUUCCUGACUUAAAAUCUAUCGAGUCCAAUAUCACAACUCUACGUAUAAUGAAUCUUAAAAGUCUGGAAGUGGAGGCAGCUGUGCACGAUUGGCGGCAGGAUGCUAAAAAAAAUCAGGAUUAUACAGUAAUCUCUGCAGAUCGCAUAAAAACCGAAGCGGCUCUAUUCAACGACGCAGCACGUGUAUUCUCGACGGCCUUUCGUGAAUCGAGUUCAAAUCGAACCAUUUAUCCAUCGUUGUUACGAUGUACUGGAAAAGAGUACGGAGAUGAUGAGGUCGAUUAUGAAUCGAAAAUAACUCAUUCCGGAAAAUGGGAAUACGGAAUGCAAAUCUUACAGACGAUGGAUCAGAUAACAGAAUUGGGAAUGACUGGCCGAAUAGUCUUUGACGGCGACGGUAAACGGAAAGAUUUUUAUAUGGAAAUUUUAGAGCUAAGCAAGCUAGGCGACGGAUUUAAAAAAAUCGCCACAAUGGACCCGAAGCAUGUGCACAUUAAUUACACAAGAACCGAAGCUGAAAUUACCUCUCAAGUUGCACAGGUUUUACAAAAUAAAAUAGUGACUGUUGUUGCUUUACGUGGAAAGCCAUAUCUCGAUUAUAGAACCGCAAAAGAAGGUGAAGUCCUUGUGGGCAACGAUAAAUAUGAAGGAUAUUCUAAGGACUUAAUCGACAGCAUCGCAAUACACUUGAACUUUACUUAUAAAUUUGUACUCGAGCCCAACAAUGCAUAUGGAUCAUACAAUAAAGACACUAAGAAAUGGAAUGGACUGAUCAGGUUUCUACUAGAUGGAAAAGCUGACAUGGCCAUUUGUGAUUUAACCAUAACAUAUGAACGACGUUCGGCAGUCGAUUUUACAAUGCCGUUUAUGACCUUAGGAAUUAGUAUACUCUAUGCAAAACCGAAAAAAGAAUCACCGGGUCUAUUCUCGUUCAUGUAUCCGUUGUCUACGACCGUUUGGCUAUUGAUGGCAAUAGCAUAUCUCUGCUUGUCAAUUUUGCUUUAUUUUCUGGCUAUGAUUGCUGUGGACGACUGGCAAUUACCGGCACCAGUUGCAACCGGUGAGGCGAGCUCAUCGCAAAGCGAAUCAAGUGACGAAUCGGACAGUCAAUUAUUGGAAACCAUCUGGAACAUGCACAAUUGGAUUUGGUUGGUAGCCGGGUCAAUCAUGCAACAGGGAUGCGAUAUACUGCCAAGAGCCAUAUCAACACGUGUAACGGCUGGCCUUUGGUGGUUUUUCGCACUGAUAGUUAUUUCGUCGUACACGGCCAAUUUAGCUGCUUUCCUAACACAGGAACGUAUGGAAGAAAGUAUUGAAAAUGCCGAAGAUUUGGCGAAGCAAAGUGAAAUUAAAUAUGGAGCUGUGAUUGGUGGAAGUACAAUGGCUUUUUUUAAGAAUUCGAACCAUUCCACCUAUCAACGUAUGUGGACUGCUAUGGAAUCGGCUUCACCUUCUGUUUUUGCCGAAAACAACGCUGAAGGUAUCGACAGAGUAUUGAAUGGUAAUCGAAAGUACGCAUUUCUGAUGGAGUCUACUUCUAUUGACUACACGACUGCACGAGAAUGUAAUUUAAUGAAUGUUGGUACAUGGUUAGAUUCAAAAGGAUACGGAAUAGCGAUGCCAAUGGAUUCACCAUAUCGAACACUCAUUAGUCAAGCCGUUUUAAGGUUGCAAGAAGGAGGAAAACUUCAACAAUUAAAAAAAAAGUGGUGGGAGGGAGAAAAUGCGUGUCCUAAAGACGAGAAAUCAGAAGAUGUACAACUGAAAAUGGGUAAUGUUGGCGGCUGUUUCCUAGUAUUACUCGGUGGUAUCGGUAUUGCAAUUUUAUUAGGAAUUUACGAAUUCUUUUGGAAUAUAAACAAAAUGUCAGUGGAACGUAAGGUUCCUCGGUGGCAGAUAUUCAAGGAGGAAAUAAAAUUUGCGGUUGAUUUACGUAAGACAAAGAAACCGGUUGCUGAGAACUCGUCGGAAAAAGGAUCACUAGCAAAUAUGUCGACAAAAAGUAUAGACACGGGUCGUGGAUUACGUUCAGGUUAUCAAAUUGGCCUGGAACGUAUAAAUAAUGAUCUAAUGUAACAAGAGUUUCAUUAGCAAAUUUCACUGUUUUAAAUAAACAUUUUACAAUAUGACGGAAAGAAAUUAAUCAACGAUAAGUAUAUUAACGAGCUACAGCUAUACGCAGGGAUUAUCACAUAACAUAUGUAACUAAAAUAAGGAAAAUAGUUCAGAAUAUAUGGAAAGUAAGACAA
This is a messenger RNA of Bradysia coprophila, 3097 nucleotides long. RefSeq names its product glutamate receptor ionotropic, kainate 2-like. NCBI's taxonomy places the organism in Eukaryota, Metazoa, Arthropoda, Insecta, Diptera, Sciaridae. The record is from RefSeq and is a predicted model, not a curated record. Gene Ontology annotation, cellular component: membrane. Gene Ontology annotation, molecular function: ligand-gated monoatomic ion channel activity.